Molecule: messenger RNA, 7827 nt
Organism: Colius striatus (speckled mousebird)
Lineage: Eukaryota; Metazoa; Chordata; Aves; Coliiformes; Coliidae
Gene: ERBIN
Product: erbb2 interacting protein
Exons: 26
Coding region: 410-4630 (1406 amino acids)
Biological process (GO): neurotransmitter receptor transport, endosome to postsynaptic membrane; neurotransmitter receptor transport postsynaptic membrane to endosome
Cellular component (GO): adherens junction; postsynaptic density; postsynaptic membrane
Molecular function (GO): protein binding
Source: RefSeq, a predicted model, not a curated record
GCUGCGGGGCGGAGGGCGCUGAGGCCUCGCCACUGGGAGCAGUUUCUGCUGGUGGUCGCGGCGCCGGGCGAGACCGGCGCGCCUCGGGGCCUCUCGCAGGGCAGACCCCGGCACCGCCGCCGGCGGAGGCAGGGAAGAGCCCUGCCCCGCUGCCGCCCUCCCCCGUGCACGUCGCGCGCUCCGCGAGCACACCCAUGCUCGUCUGAAGCUGUUGCAUAUUUUUUCCCCUCUUCUCUUCCCCCUUUAAAGGGGAAAAAACCCACCUCAUUUGGAUUUAAUUUAUUUCCUUGGGUCGGAAGAAGCUCCUGCCUGCUGGAUCUGGUUUAGACACCCGACAGACAAGAAUGUUGGCUUUGAAACCUCAGGGAAGAAGUAGCAGGGAGAAAAAAGUAACACAGUGUGCCUGAAAAUGACAACGAAGCGGAAUUUGUUUGUGCGGCUGGUGCCAUGCCGCUGUCUGCGGGGAGAGGAGGAAACGGUCACUACACUUGAUUAUUCUCACUGCAGCCUGGAGCAGGUGCCUAAGGAGAUUUUUACUUUUGAAAAGACCUUGGAAGAACUCUAUUUAGAUGCUAAUCAGAUUGAAGAGCUUCCAAAGCAACUCUUUAACUGUCAGUCUCUGCACAAGCUGAGUUUGCCAGACAAUGAUCUAACCACGUUGCCAGCAUCCAUUGCAAAUCUCAUUAAUCUCAGGGAACUGGAUGUCAGCAAGAAUGGCAUACAGGAGUUUCCAGAAAAUAUAAAAAACUGUAAAGUCUUGACAGUUGUUGAGGCCAGUGUAAAUCCAAUUUCAAAGCUUCCAGAUGGAUUUUCCCAACUGUUAAACCUAACGCAGCUGUACCUGAAUGAUGCUUUUCUUGAGUUUUUGCCAGCCAAUUUUGGCAGAUUAACUAAACUCCAGAUACUGGAACUUAGAGAAAAUCAAUUAAAAAUAUUGCCAAAAACCAUGUCCAGACUGACUCAGCUGGAGAGACUGGACUUAGGAAGUAAUGAAUUCACAGAAGUGCCUGAAGUGCUUGAACAACUGAGUGGGUUAAAGGAGUUUUGGAUGGAUGGUAAUAGACUAACACUUAUUCCAGGGUUCAUAGGCACUUUGAAACAACUGACCUACUUGGAUGUUUCCAAAAACAACAUUGAAGUAGUUGAAGAAGGUAUUUCAGGUUGUGAAAGCCUGCAAGACCUACUGUUAUCUAGCAAUUCACUUCAGCAACUGCCAGAGUCUAUUGGUUCCUUGAAGAAGGUAACAACACUUAAAAUUGAUGAAAACCAAUUAAUGUAUUUGCCAGACUCCAUAGGAGGGUUAAUAUCAGUGGAAGAACUGGAUUGUAGUUUCAAUGAGAUUGAAACAUUGCCUUCCUCUGUUGGGCAGCUUUCUAAUAUAAGGACAUUUGCUGCAGAUCAUAACUUUUUAACACAGCUGCCAUCAGAGAUUGGAAACUGGAAGCACGUAACAGUGUUAUUUCUUCAUUCUAAUAAGCUUGAAUUUCUCCCUGAAGAAAUGGGUGAUAUGCAGAAAUUAAAAGUCAUCAAUCUGAGUGAUAAUAGACUGAAGAAUUUGCCAUUUACCUUUACAAAGUUGCAACAGCUCACUGCUAUGUGGCUAUCAGACAAUCAGUCUAAACCACUUAUCCCUCUUCAAAAAGAAGCUGACCCCGACACACAGAAAACAGUGCUUACUAAUUAUAUGUUCCCCCAGCAACCAAGAACUGAGGAUGUUAUGUUCAUAUCCGAUAAUGAAAGUUUCAAUCCAUCUCUGUGGGAGGAACAGCGGAAGCAGCGUGCUCAAGUGGCAUUUGAGUGUGAUGAAGACAAAGAUGAGAGAGAGGCACCACCUCGGGAAGGAAACCUGAAGAGAUACCCAACUCCAUACCCUGAUGAACUGAAGAAUAUGGUCAAAACAGUCCAGACAAUUGUACAUAGGCUAAAGGAUGAAGAAUCUACUGAAGAUAUUGCCAAGGAAUCAAAACGAGAAGGCCAGCCAGUUUCUGUAAAAGAUGUGGGGGUAAAGACUUCAGAAAUUGCUUCAGUGAAGAACAAAGCAGAUGAGAGAAAACAAUAUUCAGCAGGAAUCUCUGUACAGAAGCCUACUGAACCAGAAGCUGAGCACAGCACCACAACUUCACAGAUGGCUGCACUUGUUAAAACCUUGCAGAACACAAAAACAAUUAUUAACCAUGAAGACACGCUUGAGGAGUCAGAAGAACUCUCCUCUGAUGAAGAGAUGAAAAUGGCAGAAAUGAGACCACCUCUGAUAGAAACCUCCAUAAACCAGCCAAAAGUGGUAGCUCUUGGCAAUAACAAAAAAGAUGAUUCAAAAGAUGCCGAUUCCUUAUCAGAUGAAGCUACUCACAAUAGCAAUCAAAAUAACAGCAACUGUUCCUCACCUUCUCGAAUGUCAGAUUCUGUUUCCUUAAAUACCGAUAGUAGCCAGGAUAUUUCUCUCUGUUCUCCAGACAAAGCAGCACAUGCUUCUGUUUUGUCCAAGAUCAGGCGAGAAGACAGAAAUUUGAAUAAUCUUCUGCAAAAUGGAGGUGAAUUGAGCAUUGCAGUAGAAGAGAAAGUGAAUAUGCAAGAGAAGGUUACAAACUUGUCUGAAUAUGAAUUAAACAUACAAGAAAAAUUAAGCCUGAUAGGAAAAGGUGUUGAUCUAAGCACUUCUAUGGAGGAGUCUCACAAAUUAGACCAAAUAAACAUGAAUGUCAAUAAACUGGUUAGUGAAGAGGCAGUGCCAGUUCCUGCAGAAAGGUCACAAAUACAGGAAAUAGUUUCAGUAAAGGGCUUUUUGAAUGACAACACGAAAGAAGAAAGUGAGCACUUGGAAAAUGGAAAUAAAUAUCCUAUAAAUAAAGUAAAUGGACAUCCUGAGGAAGCAGGACAGUCUCCCAGUAAAGACAGACUAACAAAAAGCACAACAGCUGAUGAUGAUUCUGCUGAGCUGUCUCUUUCAAAGAGCACAGAAGAUUUGUCACCACAGAGAAGUGGUCCUGUCAUGAAAUCGCACAGCAUCACGAGCAUGGACACUGGUGGUCUCAAAAUAUGCAGUGUUGUCAAUGAGAAUGGAUCUCAACAGGCAAACUCGGUGGUAAAAUCAGCUUCUGAUAGUGCAGAUGGAAAAAACAUAGUCCGAAGCAAAUCCACUACUAUUCUGUAUGAUCAGCCUUUGCAGGUUUUUCCUGGAUCGUCGUCAUCAUCUGAUUUAGUAUCUUCUACAAAAACCAUGUUCAGGUUUGACUCAAAUCACAAUCCUGAAGGUGCUAAUAUAGUGAGGGGAUCAAUGCCAAGUAGUGCACAGAUGUUCUGUACACCCCAGUAUAAUAUUCAGUACAGCAGCAAUGCCACAGGCAAAGACACCUUGUGGCCCCAGAAAGAAAACAUCCAAGUAGAACAAGGCAGCUUACCUCCUUCACGUCCACCUAGGUCUGACAGCACAGAAGCACCCAGCUAUUUAAAGAACUCUGCCAAUAUGAAUUUCUCCAAUCAUAACAACGUUAGAGCCAGUGCUGUGUAUAGCACUCAUCAGCGGAUGGCUGGGAGACACAUAGAUAUGUGGGCUAUUCCACCAAAUGAAAGACUGCUCCCAGGAGCAACCAGACACACUCUUCAAAGGCAGAGCAGUGUAUCUUCUACAGCUUCUGUAAAUGUUGGGGAUAUCGGACCUUCAAGGCGGACGCAGGUUCCUGAAGGGGACUAUUUAACGUACAGAGAUUUGCAUUCGAUGGGAAGAGCUCCACCAAUAAUGUCUGGGCAACAGAGACCUCUUUCUGCCAGGACAUACAGCAUUGAUGGCCCAAAUGUACCUCGACCACAAAGCGCUCGGCCAUCAGUGAAUGAAAUACCUGAAAGAACUAUGUCAGUUAGUGACUUCAAUUAUUCACGGACUAGCCCUUCAAAGAGAUCAAACCCAAGGGUUAACUCUGAGCACUCCUUAUUAGACCACCCAGGAAAAAAUAAAGUCCCUCAUGACUGGAGAGAACAGGUGCUGCGACAUAUUGAGGCCAAAAAGCUAGAAAAGCAUCCACAGCCUUCUACUCCAGGAGACCAAUGCCCAGAUGAAGUAUUCAUUUCAGGACAGCAGAAUUAUUCAACUGCCACACUUAGUCUCAAAGAUGUUCCUCCAGACAGCAUGAAGAAAAUAGCUGUGCAGAUACCUUUGACAAAUGGACAAAUGUGCCAGCCUCAAAGACCUCAGGCAAACUACAGCCAAGUCCAUCAUGUCCUUCCUCAGUCAUCAGUAGCAAGGCAUCCAUCUAGAGAGCAAUUAAUUGAUUAUCUGAUGCUGAAAGUUGCUCACCAACCUCCCUAUACUCAGUCCCAGUGUCCUCCCAGACAGAGCCACGAGCUGGCAAAGCAAGAGAUUCGAGUGAGAAUUGACAAGGAUCCAGAACUUGGAUUUAGUAUAUCAGGAGGAGUUGGUGGUAGAGGGAAUCCAUUCAGACCAGAGGAUGAUGGUAUAUUUGUAACCAGAGUGCAACCAGAAGGACCAGCAUCUAAGUUGUUACAACCUGGGGAUAAAAUAAUUCAGGCUAACGGAUACAGCUUCAUCAACAUUGAUCAUGGACAAGCGGUAUCUUUGCUAAAGACUUUUCAGAAUGCAGUGGAGCUCGUCAUCGUGCGAGAAGUUUCCUCAUAAGUAACUGUGGAUUGGGUGGAAAAGCCAGCAGGAUUUCAUUGGAGGACUGAAUAUUUUGCCUAUUUUUAUAUGUGAAAGGAACUUGAAAAGAAUUAUGAUCAAAAUUUGUAUAGGAAAUACUAACCUUGUGGUUAAGGGGGGAAAAAACCACUGUAUAGAACAUACAGGAAACCAUUUUGGAAAAGCGUAUGGUGAAUAAACUUGUUUUUAAGCAUUAUAGCAAUCUAAGGAUCGCUCCUCCAAGAACAAACCUGUGUUGUUUUUUUGUACAGAUGGUAGGUUUAUUUUUGGAUACUUCAUACACAUUACUAAACUUCGUGCAAGGCUUUGCGAAGCCUCGGUUGUAGCCAGCGGACAGAUGGCAGGGCUCUCUGUCCUGUAGCUGCUUAUUGCCUUUAUUUUUUUCAACAGAUAUUAAUGUGUUAAUGCUGAAACCACUUCUUUUGAUGUGGAUUGGGGAUAUGAAAUGUUGGUUUUGCUAUGUGCACAUUGUAUAGAUGAAUGGGUAGAUGGAAGGUGGUGCUGGUUGGACGGAAUAAUAAAGGUCAGGUGAAACAACUGUCUGCUGCCGAAAUCUGGAAUUGGGGAUGAAUUUUUAAAAAGUGUUUUGCUCUGGAGUGUACAUCUACCAAUAUAAAAUGCAAUAAAAGCUUAUGGUGUUUUUUAGGAAGACUGUAAUUACAAAUUUGUGAUACUCUACGGGAUUUGUUCUUAAUAUAGUAAUUGAAUAUUCAUCUGCCACAUGUGAUUCAUGUUUAGUUGGGUUUUCUUACAUACACCAUUUUUUCAACUCUACUGUGGAAAUGUGCCCAGAGGUUUUUCUCUGCUGUGGAAGUCUCCAUUUUUAUGCAAAUGGUGAUACUUUUUGGCUUUAUAAAAAGUACUCCAUGUUAACAUGACAGAUUUUAAAAAUGAAACUGAAAUGGACAGUUUUUAAGGUUAUUGCCUGUUAAAAAACACAAACAAAACAAAAAACCCCAAAAAAAACCAAACAAAAAAACCCAAACAAAAAACCAUACACAAAGUAAAUAAUGCAGGAAGGGUUAUGAAAGACAUCUCAAUUUUGUUUGGCCUUUGCAUUGCCUUGUUUAUCAAAAAGGAAACCAUUUGCAUGGAGCUAGGUAACCAAAGCAAGUCUGUGAAACUUUGAACAGUGAUGGAGAAUUGCUGCAGUGAGAUGGAGAGCAAAGAGAGGGUGUACUUACAACCCACCAGUUUGUGAUGAUGUUUCUUAAAGGGCUGUUCCUACAGGUAACAUUAAAUGUGAACUAGACACUUCAGAGUCAUUAAAGGGUUUCUAACUAUAUUAAUGUAACAGUGAUUUACCACAGGCUGCCUUUGUUCCUUAUUACUGUAUAAAGCAUUCAAUUAUGCUUCUAUUCAUUUUGUUUACCAGAAACAUUCUUUUUCUCUUUCUCCUUUGUAAUUGAAUAGAUACUGCAUAAACUGCAGUGGUAAUUAAUACACGGUUAUUACGGACCAGGGAAAAGUGCCAUAGAAGACCAGUAACUGUUUUUAAUCAGGGCUAAUGAUUAGCCUGUCAUUGGAGCUAUAUUCAGUUAUCGCUGUUCAUUUUUAAUUACUUAUAAGUUGGUAGUUUGAGACAGCUAUAAGUUUGUGGUGUUUUGUGUUUGUUUUGUUUUUGGUUUUUAACCCAUGUGUACAAAAAUAAAUGCUUUUAAUAAAGCUAGCAAAAACACCAGCCUCCUUUAGUUUUGGGACAAUGAGCUGGAGCAGAGAGGAAUUACACAUAGCUAGCAGUAAUAAACAGGCAGUACUUUUUAAGUAAGUGAACUCCAAUAUUAUUGCACUUCUUUCAAAGAUGUUAACUAUUGCUUAUUGUACUGUGUAUAGUUCUAAUAAUUUGUAAUUGAAACCCUUUAACAACUCUUUGUAUAUUUUAAUUUUUUAGUUGAUUCUCAGUAAUAUUUACAUAGAAAAUGAUUUUUUGAUAUAUUAGCAGAAAUGUGCUGUAUUUUGAUAAAAUUCACUUAUUUUCUGUGUGCUGUUAAUCUUCAAAGAAAAGAAUGAAAAACAUAGCUAUAUAAUGGCAGGCUUUGGUGUUCCCCUUCUAAGACAUGUUUUGUUGUUGUUUAGUUUCUAUUUUUUUAAUUGAAAAUGGAAAAUGCUCACUUCACAUGUUCAUCACUUUUAAUCAUGUUGUUUUGAUCACAUACUGCCUUUUAAAGGGAAUACAUGCAGACAAGUCCUAAAUUACCUUCAUAACCUGUACCUUUGAGAAGGGAAAAGUCCAAAAAGCAGAACUGAUUCUUUACUGAUCUCGGACUGACUCUGUAUAGAUUUUGCAGUACAUUUAAAUAUUAUAUCACUGAUGAAUUAUACUGUAUUGUAUUUUGCUUUAAUGAUAACAGAGGUUUUAAAUGUUGUGUCACUUAAUUUUCAGAUUUCUGUAUCACAAGAAAAUUCUACCAAAAACUGUUGGGUUGUGGUAUGGUAGAACUGUAGAACUAGACAUUUAUAGCAAGAAGUUUAGUACUUCUUGUGGAAAUACUUGGCCAAAGCUUGUCUUCAGUAAAUUAGCAAAUUAACCAUCUAAUAAAACAUGGAUUAUGCUGAUUUUACUCAGUAGUUGUUGUUUUCAGUGGGGAUUAAAAUGUGUGUGUUCCUUCAUUGUCUGUGUGUAAAAGUAAACAUGUAUCAAAUUAGAUGAUUUUACAGAGAGUGGGAGAAUGAGGUCUCCUGAACUAGUCCAACUAGCAUUCAGUAGGAGGAGACAUUUUUGGCACUUUUCGUUUUGAAUGCAUCUUAAACUACAUUUUUAAUAAAAUCCAUCAGUGGUCUGAGUUACUCAGCAUGGUAAUGAGUUGAUGCAAACCCCGUUAAUUCGUUCUAUUCUUAAUAGUUCAAUAAAGAAUCAGUUCAACUGAUGUAAUGAAAAGAUGAAGUCUCCCACAUAUUUAUUAUGUAAAUAUUUUUUUAUUUCUCUUUUGGACAGGAGUUAAAAAGAAAUGUGUAUAUACUUGAAAGCAUUCUAUGAACACAAACAUAGCAAUAAGCAACACACAGACUCAAACCUUUAUGAUUAUUUUGGUUUUUGUUUAGAAAUAUUCCCUUGUCAACAGCUAUGAAAUGUUUUUAUUGAUCAGCAUUUAUUCAACAUUCCAAAUUUUUGUAUAUAAUUAGACUGUUUCUGAGGUAACACAUGGAGAAUAGAUAAUAAACUAAUGCUCCUUAAA